Molecule: messenger RNA, 397 nt
Organism: Phytophthora sojae
Lineage: Eukaryota; Oomycota; Peronosporomycetes; Peronosporales; Peronosporaceae
Exons: 2
Coding region: 17-346 (109 amino acids)
Cellular component (GO): cytosolic large ribosomal subunit
Molecular function (GO): RNA binding; structural constituent of ribosome
Source: RefSeq, a predicted model, not a curated record
CCGAAUCAAGAUCAAGAUGGUUGCCUCUAAGAAGUCGAAGAAGUCCGCGGACAACAUCAACUCGCGCCUGCAGCUGGUGAUGCGCUCCGGCAAGGUCGCUCUGGGCUACAAGCAGACGCUCAAGAACCUGCGCAGCGGCAAGGCCAAGCUCGUGAUCCUGGCCAACAACACGCCCCCUCUCCGCAAGUCGGAGGUCGAGUACUACUCGAUGCUGGCCAAGACGGGCGUGCACCACUUCACGGGCAACAACAACGACCUCGGCACGGCUUGCGGCAAGUACUUCCGCGUGUCGUGCAUGUGCAUCCUGGACGCCGGUGACUCGGACAUCCUGCGUGCUCAGGAGUAAGCGACUCUUUACAGCUCUUAGUUGAAUGACAUUCCUUUGAGGCUCCACCAA